This is a messenger RNA of Drosophila montana, 1295 nucleotides long. RefSeq names its product homeobox protein unc-42-like. Bases 81 to 1184 code for a protein of 367 amino acids. Gene Ontology annotation, biological process: regulation of transcription by RNA polymerase II. Gene Ontology annotation, molecular function: DNA-binding transcription factor activity, RNA polymerase II-specific; RNA polymerase II transcription regulatory region sequence-specific DNA binding. The transcript is spliced from 6 exons. NCBI's taxonomy places the organism in Eukaryota, Metazoa, Arthropoda, Insecta, Diptera, Drosophilidae. The record is from RefSeq and is a predicted model, not a curated record.
UCAACAUAUUUCCGGCCAUAUUUAGCCGGCAGCUGAACUUUUCGGCGGCCGGCGCUUGCGGCCAGGCGGCCAAGCUGAGCAUGGACGAGCUGCGUCCGAAUCUGGUUGGCGGACUGCUCGGGCUGCAGCAGGGCCUGCUCGAGGAUCAUGCCAGCAGUAUGCAGCAUACGGGCGGCGGCGGCGGCAACGGCAACGGCGGCGGCGGCGGUGUACCGCAGGACACAAAAUUCAUGUCAUUCCAGGAUAAUCGUCUGAUGGGCAUUGGCGGCGCACACGAGAAUCGGCUGCUCAGUUUGGCGACAUCCGUGCAGGAUACACGCUCACCGAUCACCACGCUGGACAAGUCCUCGUCCUCGUCGCUCAACCAUCAGCGCAAAUGCAGCAGCACGCCCGAGGAUUUCAGCGCAUUGUACUCGGGCCUGCCCACGCCCGGCAUGGACUCGUCCUCGCAUCAUCAUACGCCGGCCCAUACGCCGCCCUCGCGCCUCUCCGAUCACACCAUCUCAGCUGAAGGUGCAUUCAAGAAACUCAAGCCGGAACCCAACAGCGGCCUGUCAACGGUUUCCGCCGGCAUCACAUCGCCCGGAAGUGGACUCUCCUCGCUGAGUCAGCAUGCCGGGCAUACCCCAACCACAGCAUCCUGCCCAACGCCAGCCAGACGAAGACAUCGAACCACAUUCACACAGGAACAAUUAGCUGAACUGGAAGCUGCAUUCGCCAAAUCGCAUUACCCGGAUAUUUACUGUCGCGAGGAGCUGGCGCGCACGACAAAGCUAAACGAGGCCCGAAUACAAGUUUGGUUUCAGAAUCGACGCGCCAAAUACCGCAAGCAGGAGAAGCAGCUGCAAAAGGCAUUGGCACCAUCUGUGAUCCCGUCGUGCAACGGCAUGAUGCGGAACAUUCAAGGCUAUAGCGUGUCCCGCGGCUAUCAGCCGUAUCCACACCACAACACCAUGAACCGUUAUCCCCAGGAUCUGUUCCAAAUGGGCGCCUCCUCCUAUCCGGGCAUGACGCAGCCAUUUUCAAUGGCGCACAGCACGAAUAUGGGCUCCGUGGGCGUGCGUCAGGACUCGAUGGGCAUGUCGCCGGAGGACGAAUGGUAUAACAAAAGCCUAUCCGCAUUGCGCAUGAAUAGCUCGCAUCAUCCGAACUUAUCGGCGCCGAUGCUGCAAUAUCAAACAUAAUCAAAAACCUUUGACGACUUCUUUUAAAAGAUCACAAUCCCAAUUUUGGCCAUUGGAUUGCGAUCAUUUAAGAGCGAGUGCGUCAAAUGGGCAGCAACUAUACACAUAUAU